Messenger RNA from Choloepus didactylus (southern two-toed sloth), 2856 nucleotides. It is a transcript of the gene TMEM209, whose product is annotated as transmembrane protein 209. NCBI's taxonomy places the organism in Eukaryota, Metazoa, Chordata, Mammalia, Pilosa, Megalonychidae. The record is from RefSeq and is a predicted model, not a curated record. The transcript is spliced from 15 exons. Gene Ontology annotation, cellular component: membrane. The coding region runs from base 360 to 2105 and encodes 581 amino acids.
AGGAAAUUUGCUAAAAUUUGUGCUGAGCGAGCCAGGGAAGGAAGUUCUCUGGACUGGGGAAUUUCGAUGCGGGUCCGGAAUGGCGGGAAGGGUACUGUUCUCUAGGGAAUGCAGCUCCGUAUAGCUGAAAGAAGUUUUACGUUUGUCGGCAAGAGUUGAGGCUUAACAAAACAAAGGAAAUACAAAUUCUAAUGUGGAUCCAAACUGAACGCACACUCCCCAGUCUCCCUCGUAUUCCCUUCGCAUCAUGGAUACCUGGCCUUCCUAAAACUUAAAUGGAUACUUUGCCAACAACACGAAACGGAGAUCCCUGGUGUACACCGGUCGAGUGCAGAGUUGUUUAGGGUCGUAGACAGUUAAUGGCUUCUACAUGUGGAUGUAGGAGUUGGUUUGUAGCUUAUAUGGAAUAUUCUCUCUCCAUGAUGCAAGGGGAGUCAAACCCUAGUGCUUCCCUUAUUGACAGAACCAUCAAGAUGAGAAAAGAAACAGAAGCCAGGAAAGUGGUCUUAGCCUGGGGACUCCUAAAUGUAUCUAUGGCUGGAAUGAUAUAUACUGAAAUGACUGGGAAAUUGAUUAGUUCAUAUUAUAAUGUGACAUACUGGCCCCUCUGGUAUAUUGAGCUUGCCCUUGCAUCUGUCUUCAGCCUGAAUGCCUUAUUUGAUUUUUGGAGAUAUUUCAAAUAUACUGUGGCACCAACAAGUCUCAUUGUUAGCCCUGGACAGCAAACUCUUUUAGGGUUGAAAACAGCUGUUGUACAGACUACUCCUCCACAUGAUCUGACAGCAACCCAAAUCCCUCCCUCUCCACCUUCUCCUUCAAUUCAAGGUCAAAGUGUAUUGAGUUAUAGUCCAUCUCGUUCACCUAGUACCAGCCCCAAGUUCACCACCAGCUGUAUGACUGGAUAUAGCCCUCAACUGCAAGGUCUGUCAUCAGGUGGCAGUGGUUCUUAUAGCCCUGGAGUGACCUAUUCACCCAUCAGUACUUACAAUAAGUUGGCAAACUAUAGUCCCUCUCCUUCAUCUUCAUAUCCUACCACUGUUGGACCAGUGGAGAGCAGUGGAUUGAGAUCACGCUACCGUUCUUCACCCACUGUCUAUAACUCACCCACUGACAAAGAAGACUACAUGACAGACCUACGAACUUUGGACACUUUUCUUAGAAAUGAAGAAGAGAAACAGCAUAGAGUUAAGCUGGGGAGCCCGGAUUCUGCCUCUCCUUCCAUCAGUCCUACUUUUUGGAACUACAGUCGUUCUGUGGGGGAUUAUGCACAAACAUUAAAGAAGUUUCAAUAUCAACUUGCCUGUAGGUCUCAGGCCCCAUGUGCUAACAAAGAUGAAGCUGAUCUCAGUUCUAAACAAGCUGCAGAAGAGGUUUGGGCAAGAGUGACCAUGAAUAGACAACUUCUUGAUCAUAUGGAUUCAUGGACAGCUAAGUUCAGAAAUUGGAUUAAUGAGACAAUAUUAGUGCCGCUUGUACAAGAGAUUGAAUCUGUCAGCACACAGAUGAGAAGAAUGGGUUGUCCGGAACUACAAAUAGGAGAAGCUAGUAUUACUAGCUUGAAACAAGCUGCUCUGGUCAAAGCUCCUCUCAUUCCAUCUCUGAAUACAAUUGUGCAAUAUCUAGACCUUACACCAAAUCAGGAAUACUUGUUUGAAAGAAUCAAAGAACUCUCUCAGGGUGGCUGUAUGAGUUCGUUUCGAUGGAAUAGAGGUAGAGACUUUAAAGGACGCAAGUGGGAUACAGACCUGCCCACAGAUUCUGCUAUCAUCAUGCAUGUAUUUUGCACCUACCUUGAUUCCAGAUUGCCUCCACAUCCUAAGUACCCUGACGGAAAAACAUUUACUUCUCAGCACUUUGUUCAGACACCAAAUAAACCAGAUGUUACAAAUGAGAAUGUUUUUUGCAUUUAUCAGAGUGCUAUCAACCCUCCCCAUUAUGAGCUCAUCUACCAGUGCCAUGUCUACAAUCUUCCAAAGGGCAGAAAUAAUAUGUUUCAUACAUUGUUAAUGUUCCUGUAUAUCAUAAAGACCAAAGAGUCUGGAAUGCUUGGGAGAGUUAAUCUUGGUCUGUCUGGCGUGAAUAUUUUGUGGAUUUUCGGCGAGUGAUCUUUUAAUUCCAAACAGUUGGACUUCAAUUUGAACCAGAAAUUGAAUCUAAGCAUCUUAGUCACUGCCUCUUCUGAAUUAGAUACAUGUGUGUAUUUACAAACUCUUUAGAUUUAAUGAAAAAUUAGCUAUUUGAAACUUCCUUGUGAAAACAUGUCUGAUAUCUUCUUCACCAAGAGAUAAUACCUUCAAUUUUAUCUCACAUUUCAGAUGUUUUAGUUGUCAGAAAAACUUGCAACCCUUCAGAUUUUUGAUCAAAAAUGGUGCUUUUCUCUCUCCUUUUUCAUUGUAAUCUCCAAAUCAGAGUCAUCCACCAGAUUCUUCCACCACAAGAUUUUUUUUUCAGUUGUGUUGUUUAGAAUAAAUACUUAAAAAGAUACAAGCAAAUUACUAAUAUAAUAUUUUUAUCUCUAUAUUUUUCCAGUGUUCUGCAAGGCAGCCCAAGGCCCAUAUUCAAAGAAAUGAGGUUAACUUCUAAGUAAUUUAUUAGCCCAUGUGUGUUUUUAAAUAUUAAAAGAAGUUUGACCCUUAUAACUGGCUCGACCGACCUCUUUAAUUGCAUGGUCAACUUCUCUGCAAAUGCAGUACCCGCCCAGUGUGAGAGAGCCGUUAUGAUCUCUGCUGAUUUCUGCUCUCUGUAGGUAAACCCUGAAUAAAAGUUCAUGUCUCAGAAAAAAAAAAAAGAAGUUUGACAGUAUUGGUACUUAAAAAGUCAAUUCUUGGGUUAAAUUUACUUGGUAUAAGUAAACUG